UAUAUUUAUUUGUUUAUGAGCAAGCCGGCUAGUGUUGAGCUCGAUUUGCUUCUUCUGUUUUUGCUCCCUCUUUCAGGAGUGGUGUCUGUUUGUGCUGGAUUUUUGCAACGCCGAGGGAUUUCCUUGAUUCUUGAACUUUUGGGUGGUGUUUGUAAGGAAAUUAAAAAGAUGGGGCUGUCAAAUUUCCCGAGUGCAGCCGAGGGAGUACUUCCUGUGCUGGUAAUGAACACAGUUCUUUCGGUGACCCUUUUGAAGAACAUGGUGAGAUCUGUGCUCCAAGUUGUGGGUGCUUCUGGGAAUCCACCAAAUGUAGAAGAAGACGUCCCAGAUGGCUUCCCGGACACCGAGACUAGCGCCAGGGAGAGAAGAAUUUCAAUAACAAGGUUCAAGUCUCUGCGCCACAGCAAGAGCAGUGGUUGCAGUGUCAGUGGCCGCAGCAGGCUGUUUCCAAUAAUGGAGUGUUGUGUGUGUCUGUGUAAGUUUGAGGCAGAACAGGAGGUGAGUGAGUUAUCUUGCAAGCAUUUCUUUCACAAAAGUUGUUUAGAGAAGUGGUUUGAUAACUACAACCAUAAUACCUGCCCUCUUUGUCGCUCUAUGGACUAGUUUUAGUGGUCUGUCGGAGGUUUGUCUUGUAGAAAAUACACGUCCUUGUACUUUUCUCUGUUGCCUUUUUUCUUCGUUUUACUCUGUUCUAUUUUCUUUCUUAUUUCAAAUAAAAAAAAUAGACACAGUUAUGUAACAAUCUUGCUCUGCUUUCUGUAUGUAUGGUGAGGGUUUAGAAGUACUAGAAGAUAUAAAAAUAAAGAAUGAUAGGGUUGAAUUAUAUUGUUCACGUCUCUGUUUUUCUUAAUGUUUGUGCUUGUAAAUGGGGUGCUAAUUUCAAUCUGGGAACGUAUAAUAUAUAGGAUUUCUUUAGUUCUUUGAGACUUUA
Carya illinoinensis is the source of this 931-nucleotide messenger RNA. Its product is annotated as probable E3 ubiquitin-protein ligase XERICO. NCBI's taxonomy places the organism in Eukaryota, Viridiplantae, Streptophyta, Magnoliopsida, Fagales, Juglandaceae. The transcript has a single exon. The record is from RefSeq and is a predicted model, not a curated record. The coding region runs from base 16 to 603 and encodes 195 amino acids.